Hylaeus anthracinus is the source of this 1411-nucleotide messenger RNA. RefSeq lists its product as uncharacterized. Gene Ontology annotation, molecular function: odorant binding; olfactory receptor activity. Gene Ontology annotation, biological process: sensory perception of smell; detection of chemical stimulus involved in sensory perception of smell. Gene Ontology annotation, cellular component: plasma membrane. Bases 61 to 1125 code for a protein of 354 amino acids. The record is from RefSeq and is a predicted model, not a curated record. NCBI's taxonomy places the organism in Eukaryota, Metazoa, Arthropoda, Insecta, Hymenoptera, Colletidae. The transcript has 6 exons.
CGAAAUUCCCAGUCACGCGAUCACAGUGUCAAUUCGAGGACCGAGUAACGCAGAACCGCGAUGGAAGCCACCAAAGACGUCAAAAUCAGAGAUCCUUUCGUGUUAAACGAGAGGUUUCUUUCUCUAUCAGGAACUUGGCCAGUAACGAAUAGGUAUAUACCAUUCGCCUUCAUGCUCGUCUAUUUUGCUCUGUUUCUGGUCAUGCAAUAUUGGGAUUUCUACGAGAGCCUCGACGAUGUCAAUUUAGCGGUUCAAAAUUUGUUGGAAUCUUUGCUAGCGACAUCGUCCUAUCUAGUUCUUAUUCUAAUCAAACUAAACGCCAAGAAAUUGAAGGACGUGGUAGUCAAGAUGAAGAGAGAAAUCACGGACAAGAACACGUUCAAGGAUAACGUUGAGAAGCGUUUGUACUACGGGUACAAUAUUAUCUGCUAUCGUUUCGUUAAAUAUGCGACAAUAGCUACACUCACCACGAUGGUCCAGAUGUAUACUCAUCCUGUGAUACACUGGGUUUUGACAACUGUUAAAGGUAAUUCUACUCCUCAGUACGAACUACCCUUUCGAGCCCACAUCUUCUUUGACUACAAACAACCUCGAAUCUAUCCUCUGGUGUACAUAUAUCAACUUCCUUUCACGUAUAUACCAAUGGUCCACGUCGCUGAAGUUAGUUUCAUAAUUAACUUGAUACUGCAUCUCUGCUCAAAACUAGCGAUAUUGUCCUAUCGUAUACGAAAUGUUCAAGUGCAACCAGUUCAAUCUUUCAAAAACGGCAUUAAAGAGUCCGUGAUUGCGCAUUUGGAGCUGACAAUGUACAAAUUCUCUACGGAGCCAAUGGUUGCAUACAAUUUUCUGAUAUACGCCAUGGAUAUAGUUGCUUACGUAUUUCUGUAUUCUUAUGUAGGCGAGCAACUAAUGUAUCAGUCUCAGUGCAUCGGCGAGGCAUUCUACGAUAUUAAUUGGCCAGAGGUGGAGUACAAUGAACGGAAAGCAUUGCUGAUGGGUAUAAUGAACGGACAGGGAGCUAUGAAGAUGACGGCUGGCAAACUUUAUACUUUCUCGCUGUUUGGUUUUAGCGGUAUCGUGAAGACGUCUAUGGUAAGUUUCACCAUGCUACGCGGCAACAUGUAAGAACACGGACGAAAGUGCGCAAUGUGAUUACAACGACUCUGAGCCAGCAUGCUAGCGAUUCUGUCUUGUACAUUGUAAUAUGUACAUGGGUGUUAAGCAGCUUCUGCCGACAUACCAAACAAGAAUGGUACAAAAACACAUAAAGUAAGAAAUACAGUGGAUUUAAUAUUUAACAACAUAUGAAUCCCAUCUUUGAUAUUUCCCUUACUGUACAUGUCAGAUCAGCGUAAUAAAACGAUAUUACGGAUAGUGAGACAUUAAUAGUUUGUAACGUCAAAUUGUUGUG